AUGAGCUCACUCGAGACCUUCUCCCAAUCAUUACGUCCAGAAUGGCUUGCCAAUUACCUUGGAUCAGAAACAAUAUUCGCCACUCAUGCUCAUGAAGUCCUUUAUUCUUUCGUUUUUUACAACAUGCUUUUCUUGUUCUGCCCUGUGAUUGGCAGAGUCUGCUUUGGCUCAAUUUAUACUUGCCUUGUUUCCUCAUCCGAUCCGAAACAACGUAAAUUGAAAUUGAAUUUCGAUAUCCAUAUCAUUGCCAUGAUUCAGGCAAUCAUUUCCAUUGGGGCCUGUAUUUGGCUCUUCUGUUCCACCGUGCUCAAUGAUAACCAACUUUUAGGUUACGAUUACUCCCAUACUUUUGUGUCCUCGAUCACCGUUGGUUACUUCAUUUGGGAUCUUUUGGUUUGUUUGAAGUACUUUGAUCUUUUCGGGUUUGAAUUUCUCCUUCAUGCCGUGGCCAGUUUGUUUGUGUUUUCCACCACUUUCAUGCCGUUCUUCCAAUACUGGGUCCCAAGAUUCUUGAUCUUUGAAGCUAGUUCGCCAUUUGUCAAUAUCAACUGGUUCAUUGCCAACUCUAAGGGAGCCAAAGGUUGGUUAUCUUCCACCACAUUGAAUGUCGUCAAUGGGUUGUUGUUGAUGUUGAGUUUUUUCAGUGUCAGAAUCAUUUGGGGUUUCUACGCCAUCUAUUUGGUCAUGUGUUUGUUGUGUAACCAAUGGAAUGACUUGACGUCCAUCGAGCAAAUCGUUGCAUCGAUUGUUGUGGGUUUGAAUUUCUCUUUGGACGUCUUGAAUUUGUUUUGGUUCAAGAAAAUGGUGAGAAUUGCUAAAAAAAUGGCUUCAAAGGGUAAGUCGUCACCAAAAAACUCUGAAAAAAAGGAUCAAUAA
Molecule: messenger RNA, 876 nt
Organism: Saccharomycopsis crataegensis
Lineage: Eukaryota; Fungi; Ascomycota; Saccharomycetes; Ascoideales; Saccharomycopsidaceae
Product: TLC domain-containing protein
Exons: 1
Coding region: 1-876 (291 amino acids)
Biological process (GO): lipid homeostasis
Cellular component (GO): membrane; endoplasmic reticulum
Source: RefSeq, a predicted model, not a curated record